This is a messenger RNA of Xiphophorus maculatus (southern platyfish), 633 nucleotides long. RefSeq names its product ATP synthase peripheral stalk subunit d (gene atp5pd). The record is from RefSeq and is a predicted model, not a curated record. Lineage: Eukaryota; Metazoa; Chordata; Actinopteri; Cyprinodontiformes; Poeciliidae. The transcript is spliced from 6 exons. Bases 96 to 581 code for a protein of 161 amino acids. Gene Ontology annotation, biological process: proton motive force-driven ATP synthesis. Gene Ontology annotation, molecular function: proton transmembrane transporter activity.
AGUAGUAGAUAUCCGCUUCUGCUCUCACUACUUCUCAUGAAAAAGGACUUCCGUUGCACUGAUCCGUCACAGUUAUCUGCAGCGAGAGAGUGAAGAUGGCAGGCCGCCGUGCAGCCCUGAAGGCCAUUGACUGGUUGGCGUUUGCUGAGCGGGUUCCUCCCAACCAGCGGGGCAUGUUCAACGCUCUGAAGACUCGCACCGAUGCCAUCUCUGCUAAACUAGCCUCCCUGCCUGAGACUCCUGCAGCCAUCGACUGGAGUUACUACAGGAGCGCUGUGGCUAAAGCAGGCAUGGUCGACGAGUUUGAGAAGAAGUUCAAAGCACUGCAGAUCCCUGAGCCCGUCGACACGCAGACGAGCAACAUCAACGCACAGGAGGCUGAAGCCAACAAGAGUGCAGUGGCUUACAUUGAAGCUUCAAAGGCGCGCGUCGCUACGUAUGAACAAGAGCUGGAGAAAUUUAAGAACAUGAUUCCCUUCGAUCAGAUGACCAUCGACGACCUGAACGAAGCCUUCCCUGAGACCAAGUUAGAUAAGGUCAAAUAUCCUUACUGGCCUCACAAGCCCAUUGCAAAUCUGUAAUCCCAUUACCUGGCACACAUGUCCCAAUAAAGUUUAUGUAUUUUAAGGAGAA